Dissoconium aciculare CBS 342.82 is the source of this 2145-nucleotide messenger RNA. RefSeq lists its product as uncharacterized. Gene Ontology annotation, cellular component: nucleus. NCBI's taxonomy places the organism in Eukaryota, Fungi, Ascomycota, Dothideomycetes, Mycosphaerellales, Dissoconiaceae. Bases 1 to 2145 code for a protein of 714 amino acids. Gene Ontology annotation, biological process: positive regulation of transcription from RNA polymerase II promoter by galactose; DNA-templated transcription. The record is from RefSeq and is a predicted model, not a curated record. The transcript has 4 exons. Gene Ontology annotation, molecular function: DNA-binding transcription factor activity, RNA polymerase II-specific; RNA polymerase II cis-regulatory region sequence-specific DNA binding; zinc ion binding.
AUGCCUCCGACGAUGCAUCCGCGCACCAGCACAGCAUCCGUCGAUGCUGCUUCUCCGUCCAGCUCGAAACGACGUCGCCGCGGCGAAGACCGCGUGGCUGCUGCAUGCGACCUUUGCAAGAGCCGCAAGGUGAAGUGUGAUGGGAACCUGCCUUGCUCAUACUGCUGCAAAAGAUUGCUUAAUGCGUCGUGCGCAUUCUCGGGACCGAGAACACAUCGGAACGGAUCUAACACAGACGGGGUUUCCGAUGAUGAAGAACCACGGCAGCGGAAUCCCAUAUCACGAUCUGGGCCCGGCGGUAAUACAACGGCGACGACAGCAACAACAGUGCUUACUUCGACACAUCGCGCAGGAAAAGUUAAUGGAGCCCGACAAAACACCGCCGUUCCUUUGGAGGCGCGGCUCGUACGCGAUGCACAGGGCAAGAUGAUUUUCAUCGGUGAUUGUGCGCCGCUAUCGUUCUUGCAGACUGUGCGGCAGUUGAUUGCGACAAAGCUCACCACGUCGGCCGAGUUGCCCGCACAUCUCUCGCACGACUCCGUCAUCGAAGUACGAAGAUCGAAGCAUGUCAAUAACAAUGGUCAAUCCGAGGCGCGUUCCGCCCGAAGGAUCCGAUAUGAGGAGAUAUCCGACCUACUACAAUUUUAUUACACAGCGACCAGCGGUCUGGUUGACUUUCUGGACGACGAAGCGCUUGAGCGGCAGGUAGAGGAGCGAUUUCGCGAAAUUAAUGGGUCCAAAGGAUCUGACCUUGAUGAGCACGACGUUGGAAAUGCUCUACUGUAUCUGAUCAUAGCUAUCGGUCUCCAACACAUGGACGAUGAUAAACGUGCAGAUUUCUGGUUCGAGCGUGGACGACGAAUUUUGCUCUUGCAGUUGGACAGCGACAUGACUAUCUUCAGCGUCCGCGGAUUUGCUUUGGUGUCAGUGUUUAUGCUGAGAGGAUGUCAGCUUAACGCAGCCUAUCUCAAUUUUGGACUGGCUGCCCGUUCUGGUUAUGCCAUUGGGUUGCACCGAAGUGAAGUGAAUGCAUCUUUUGGACCUAAACUCCAUGCCUUACGGAAUCGAAUCUGGAAAAGCUUGCGAGUGGUCGAUAUGCUUAUGAGCAAUAUGUUAGGUCGACCAACCUCGACCGCUGAUAUUGACUGCACAAUCCCAUAUGACAAACUCGAAGAUAAUCGACAUCAUCGGCUCGAUGCAAGUCUACAAAUAUUCCUUGUUAUUGAACGUAUCGUCUUAGAGGUGUAUUCGCGGAAAUGUAUAUCGCUUCGCAUCGCAGAUUACAUCUCGCAUCAGAUCAAGCUAUGGGCUGGCAAAUGGAUGGCAGACUUCACUGAAAUUGUCGAAAAUCCCCGACAAUGGCUGAGACGAGAAGUGCUAGGUGCCUGCCGCAACUUGUGCUCGUAUUACUACAGCAUUAUGCUACUCACCCGACCUUUCCUCAUAUAUCAGCUGUACGACUACCUAGGCGUCUCAUCCACAUCCCGUGGUUCACACGCUGAACAUCAGAACAAAAUGAAAUUUGGAAACGCUGCGCUCGAUGCUGCGAGCAGGAUGGUUGAAGUCAUGUGUGGUAUGAUUGAUGAAGCCAUUAACCAGCGAGAACCAAUGGUCAUAUCCUGGUUGUUCACCGCUUCACUUGUCCUCACAAUAGGAUUGCUCGGACCGGAUGGGUCUUCCUUCGAGGAACACUGUCGUAAAGCGAUAAAGUGCUUGGGAUACUUUGCCGCCUCCUCCGACCCCCACGCGCAACAGUAUCUGAAUGCAGUGAAUGCCAUAUUCGAUAUCACACGUACUCAUGCAUUGGAGCGGGAAGUACAGCACCGCAAGGAAAGGAAACGUGCUUCUGCCGCCUUAUUUGGUCUAUAUUCCGGAACCGACCGCGUAUUGGGGCAUCAGGAUUCGACUGCGUUACGUGAUAGCGUGGAGAUUGCAACAGAGCCACCCGAAUCAAGCGCCACCGAUUUGACCACCGGCUAUGGGGAUAUAUUCGCGCUUCCAUGGCUUGAGGGAAAUGACCUUGAUCUGCAAAGCUUCCUGCGGCCCGACCGUGAAAGCGUGGAGGGCGGCUUCAACGGGGUUCCUCUCUUUCCAAUCCACGACCAGCGGCCAACAAACACCGAUCCAGAUCUGCCGUGGCUGUGA